UUUAAGCCCCGGUGCCGACACACAGAGCAGGCAUUCAUACUCGGGCAGCGCAACGAGGGGGCUGGGGAUCGAGCGUCACUUUGGAAACUCGGGAACUCACGGAUUCUCGUGCUAAACCGGCGACCUCCUUUUCUCAUUACUGAAGUCUCCGCUGCUGAGGUCCAAUCGCGGGAUUCACGGAGGAGAGAGAGAAGGGGACGUCAGGAGGGAAGUGUGUGCGGGUGAGUUUGGCGCAGUAAUCUGUGCAUUAGCAGGUAAACUGGGGUCCAAGGUGCGCACUGAGCCGCCUAUGAUACCAACCACCCGGAUGGAAAGAACUUUAAUGUGGAAUCCUCACAGAGUUUUGCAACGGAGGCUGAGAGUAGAGACAGACUGGCAGUUUAUAUUAUAACUUAGAGGAGCCAGAGAAGAGACAGGUCAGAUCAGCAGUCAGCCGACACUCCGCACUCUGUAGGAUCAACAGCAACAGGGACCCGAACAGGCACAGCUCAGCAUUUGUAGGAACAGGCCUUUGCGUCCUCUGCGCACCUGGAGGUUUGUGUGUGUGUAGGAAGAUGUCCAGAGACGAGCAGAGCUUGUCGGAGGUGGAGCUCAGUCCCGGCAUGUCGGACGACAGCCGCUCCCUGUCCCCGGGUCACUCCUCCGGGGCCACGGGCAGCGGGGACUCGCCUCUCCGGCAGCCGGCGCAGCUGGCGGGUCUGGACGACGCGUCGGCGGGCUGCUCCUCUGUGAAAUCCGACGACGAGGACGACCGCUUCCCGGCAGGAAUCCGCGAGGCGGUGAGUCAGGUGCUCAACUGCUACGACUGGACCCUCGUGCCCAUGCCCGUGCGCGUGAACACCGGCGGCAAGAGCAAGCCGCACGUGAAGAGGCCCAUGAACGCGUUCAUGGUUUGGGCGCAGGCGGCGCGGAGGAAACUGGCCGAUCAACACCCGCACCUGCACAACGCGGAGCUCAGCAAGACCCUGGGGAAGCUGUGGAGACUCCUCAAUGAGAGCGACAAGCGGCCCUUCAUCGAGGAAGCAGAGAGGCUGAGGAAGCAGCACAAGAAAGACUACCCUGACUACAAGUACCAGCCCCGGCGCCGCAAGAACGGAAAGCUUGGCUCCGGGUCCGGAAGUGAGGCCGAAGGCCAUUCGGAGGGCGAGGGCCCCCACAGCCACUCCCGCUACAAGGGCCUCCACCUGGAUGUGGCCCCCAGUGGGGGAGCCAGGUCCCCUCUCACAGAUGGGCACCACCCUCAUGCUGCAGGUCAGAGCCACAGUCCUCCCACACCCCCCACCACUCCCAAGACAGAGCCUCAUUCUGGGAAGGCCGGAGACGGGAAGAGGGAGGUUAAUGGGAACGGGGUCUCCCGUGGCACAACAGGACCGGAGGGAGGCUCAGGUGCUCCGGGAUCUGGGAAACCUCACAUUGACUUUGGUAAUGUGGACAUUGGUGAGAUGAGCCACGAGGUCAUGGCCAACAUGGAGCCGUUUGAUGUCAAUGAGUUUGACCAGUAUCUUCCCCCUAAUGGGCACCCGGGGGUGGGACAGAGUGCUGGGGGGGCUGCAGCUGCAACAGCCUCCCCAGCCUCAGCGUACACCUACGGCAUCUCCUCAGCUCUGGCAGCGGCCAGUGGACACUCAGCUGCCUGGCUCUCCAAGCAGCAGCCUCCGCAGCAGCAUCACGGCUCCAGUCUGAGCUCAGACCCGUCCAAGGCCCAGAUUAAGAGUGAGGCUGGGGGCGCCGGGGGCCACUUUGCAGAGGCCGUCACAGCAGGGUCCCAUGUGACAUAUGCGCCCCUCAGCCUUCCUCACUACAGUUCUGCUUUCCCCUCACUGGCCUCUAGGGCUCAGUUUGCUGAAUAUGCUGAUCAUCAGGCCUCAGGGUCGUACUACGCCCACUCCAGCCAGGCCUCGGGGUUGUACUCCGCCUUCUCUUACAUGGGGCCCUCCCAGAGGCCCCUGUAUACGCCCAUCAGCGACCCAGCCAGCGUGCAGCAGUCGCACAGCCCCACACACUGGGAACAGCCCGUCUACACUACCCUGUCGCGGCCAUGACAGAUAACGAUUCCAGAGGGCACUGGUGCAGGCUCAGCCCCCAUGUCAGACCCAAGGAGCUACAGCGGCCACAGCAACAACAACAGCCGAGCUGCUGGUAUCGAUGGUCAAAGCGGUCUGGGCUGUGGGGAGUGGGCCGGCACCGGAGGAGGAGGAGGAGGCUGGGGAGGCCCAAGGGGAGGAACCCCGUACUGCGCCUUCCCGGACGCAGAAAUGCUGUCGCAGCCCAAGUACGAGCUUGGCCCGUGGUGCUAUCGAGGCGUGGUUGAGUAUUAGGGCCGGACAGAGUAGUAGUAAGAGUGUGUUACUUUGACGGAGCAAAGAAAAAAACAAACACUCACCGAGCACUGCAGAGUUUCAGGUUAGAUUCCCAGCAGCAAAGCCUUUGACACAACAACACAACGAGAAGUGUUCACAGGUGUCAUUGGUUUGUUGACUCACUGCGAAUCAGAGGAGGCAAACUGAGGGACAAUGGACCACAAUGAAAAUUACAUCUGAUGCGAUAAGGUCAGAAGCUUGACCUGCGUAACGUAGAGCGGACUGAGAGGGAGUCACUCUCAUCUACGUACAAGAAGAAUGGGAGAGAGCCGAAUCAUUUGGCUGUGGCCCAUUAACUUCUCAGGCAAGGCCUUCAUCAGACAGAUGUUAGUUUGGUAUUGCUUUUGGAAAUCAAUACGACAAAUACACUCUGUUGGAUUCUGAGGAACAUUUGUCCUGAUUUUUAUUCAAAUUUUUGUGCCGUGUUCACUUCAAAAGACUUUUGUAAACGCAACGAACACACAUGGAAGAAAAACGCCGGAAAACCAUGUGAACUUUUGUGAAGUGAAAUGUGUGUUGAGUCCGAAAAAUGACGACUAUUAUCAGGAUAGUCGAUGAAAUGUACUUGAAAUAACUAAUGUACGUGUACUGAUGCAUACAGAUAUGAAAUAUUUGUAAAACAACCAAAGUUUUGAAACCAAAACUUUAGAACUAGAGAAGAAACGUUACAGAGGUUCCUCCCAACGAGACACUUAACACUACCUGACGUAGCUUCUUUCUGAGCUUAACUUUUCAUACCUGACUUAUAUAAAAUUCUUUAAAGUCUUUUCGUGUCAAAUAUUCCUGUUGCUUUUCUUUUUACCCACAAAAGCACUGAUGACUGAUUAUUCAAGUUCGUAUUUGAUGUAUUUGUGGAGAAGAUUCAUGGUCAAGACAAAUCUAUUUAUACUUUCUACAUUGAAAUGUCAGAUUACAGAAUAUAUGAUAGAAGCUUUUGCUUUGUUUUCACUUUUUUGACUGUGACGAUGCCGUCAAACGCUUUUUGCCAUUAUUAUCUCCUCUGGAAUCCUGCACCGCUGCUUUUCUCUGCCACAGAUACACUUUUUUUUUAAUGUCACAUGUUUUUAAUACAGUUUUUGUAUCUUUAGAAAAAGCUAUUUUCAUACAGUUUCAGUGAUACUCAGCCAACACUGAGAAGCAGUUGCCAGAGAUUAAAACCAGCAGGAGUUAAAAACAUUUUAACACGGCCUAAUAUUAAACAUAAACUGGGCCUUGUCCUCAAUAAAACUUGUGACUAACACAUGGUGCAGUGAAGAGAAAAGCUGUUUUUGUUCAAUCCUGUUUGUGUCUUUUUCUAUUUUUUUUUGUAAACCAUUAGUUAACCUGUUUUUUUCCAUAAUGUCUUUUAUAAUCUCUUUUUAAUCUUUAUGGUGAAUAGUGUGUUUCCACGUAUAACGUCUCUCCCUCAACACAGAAGUGUUCAAACAUCAUUUAUUUGCUUUGUUAUCAUGUUUAUCACAGAUAUAUUCUCAUUACUGGACACAGAUGUAAACGAUACGCAUGCAGCACUGCUUGUUUUAAAUCACGGUCCACCGGUGCUAUAAGCCCAUGUUUAUUUAACCAUUUACCUCCAGCACAAGCAGCCAUUUUCACAUCUGUAUUGUUGUAAUGUUGCUUUGAAUUCGACAUUUUCCUAUUUAUAUUUGUUCUGUUGCUUCUUGUGUGUGUGUCAGUUAAAUGUUUUUCUCCAUUUAGAGGAAAACGUUUGACUGUUGUAGUAUUUAAUCUUUUCCUUCUUGUAUAACUGUCGCCACAACUUCUAAAUAACAGCGGGGCCGCGAGCCGUAUCAUGUGAUGAUGACUAACUUUUACCCUCACUUGAAAUAAAGCUAUUAUUUCUGCUUUCA
Messenger RNA from Hippoglossus stenolepis (Pacific halibut), 4207 nucleotides. It is a transcript of the gene sox10, whose product is annotated as SRY-box transcription factor 10. Gene Ontology annotation, cellular component: nucleus. The record is from RefSeq and is a predicted model, not a curated record. NCBI's taxonomy places the organism in Eukaryota, Metazoa, Chordata, Actinopteri, Pleuronectiformes, Pleuronectidae. The transcript has 4 exons. Gene Ontology annotation, biological process: neural crest cell migration; peripheral nervous system development; morphogenesis of an epithelium. Gene Ontology annotation, molecular function: DNA-binding transcription factor activity, RNA polymerase II-specific; RNA polymerase II cis-regulatory region sequence-specific DNA binding. The coding region runs from base 555 to 2042 and encodes 495 amino acids.